ACUCCCGUCAGAACGACGUUCUCUUAUACAAGACGUGCGGUUUUGCACGACGCUAAACUGGAGGCUGUAAACGUGCAAAAACUAAAACACGUCAAACCGAACGACUGUAUAGAUUUCUUUUUGGCUGCGUUAUCACUUUAAUCCGUCGGGUCUGUAAUUAGCACGGACGUGUACGAGUGUGAUCGGUCGCCCCCGUUACCGUCCUGUUUUUUUUUUUUUUUUUUAAAUUAAUUAAACCAAGCUAAAUUUACAAUUGAGGUCUCGUGCAUGACUAUAAAUCACACCUUGUACUUUCCUCUCUGCAGUUUACAUAUGUGGAAAAACCUGCUCUCCUCCAUAUCAUAGCUCAAUAGCUCUGGCACGUAUUAAAGGGUGGGUAUGUUUUCAGAACGAGGUCUUACGCAAUAAUUGAUGGACUCUUCCGUCAUGCCCCACGUGACAUUUGGUAACCGUUGGCAGAGGAAACGUCCUGUAAUAACCUCCUCACUUUACACUGCAAAAUCCCAUAGCGAUAAUACGUCAGCCGCGGACGUGGUUAUAAGUUCGGGCGUCUUCUCUCACUUUCUAUCAGUUCAGCCACAAAGACAGAGACAGAGACGCGCUCACACACAACACCGACCAGGAAAACAAAUGCGUUUAUCUAUCGACCUGACGAAUGUUCUUCUCUUCCCGUGCGUUCAGAGAGGGAGGAACACGUCGUACCUGCGCCGCUGGUUUGUCCUGAAGGGGAAUCUGCUGUUCUAUCAGGAGCGCCCGGCCGACCGCGGCCUGAUCGGCGUGAUCGUGCUCGAGGGUUGCGUCGUUCAAACCGGAGAUUCGGAGGUCUCGUUCUCUCUGGUGUUCACCGGCCCGGGACUUCGCUCCUAUCAGCUCGCCGCAGACGAUCAGCCGAGCCAAAAGAGCUGGGUGAACGCUCUCCUGUCAGCCAGCCACAUCUACAUCUCACUUCUUGUCAGAGACCUCGCACAACUUUACCAAGAAGCUAAAGAAGGGAAAAGCCUCUGCAAUUCUUCCACAUCGACAGAUUCCCGUAUGAAAAUGUCCAGCUCGGUCAUCGCCGCUUUCUACGCAGGAUCGCCGUAUUUGGCUCAGUGUUCUGCGCCGACACACAGAGAGACGAGAAGCUACAGUGCGAGCCACGCCUACCCUGGCCACCAAACCCACCACGCUCCAUCUGUGCCAAUCAGAGCGGUUAAUAAACGAUCACCGAAACACUGGCCCAAAAGAAACGCCCACGUCACGCCUCUAAACGGCCCCGCCCCCAAGUACGGCGAGUGGCCUUUAGUGGGAUUCGACCCGAUGGACGAAUUUGUCAAACUGCACGAGUUUUACGGAAACGAGGUGAAGCAGGUGAGAGCUGAUUGGCUGAAGAAGAAACAGCAAGAGGCGGGCCAUAUCGAAGAGGAUCUUAUCGAUCUAGGCUGAUUUAACUUCCCUGCGUUCUUCACACGCCGGAUCUGUCUCAGAUUCUUCAAUGAUAAGAACGUUCGAUAACCAAUCCACUCAGAUUUUUACGCCAAGCUGUGUACGUCCUCUCUUUUAUUCCGCGAGUCACGAUUACAGAACGCUUUAAAUAUUGCAGAUGAGGUUCAGCCGAAGUAUUCUCAGGCAACAGAAAAGAGAAAGUGAUACUAAGGAAGCGGGUAGAGGUUCUAGCUGCGCUGCGGCCUUUAUGGUAAACGGUCCUAAAGAUUUCUCUCUCUUCCUGUUCUGAAUGCCUGACCACUCGCCACUUCUAGAUUUUGGUUCCCAAAACAGAAGAGGAAACUGGAAAUGCGACGAUUAACCAAUUCAAACCAGGACACGAGUUCAUUUUUCUUCUUACCCCAUACUACAGUAAACCAAGACAUAUAUUAGACCUGGUAAAGCUGUUCAGGUUCCCUUAACGGACAUUACUUAACACAAUAGUUAACAUGAACUAACCAUGAACUUCAGCAUUAAUACACCAUGAGUAAGAUUAACAAAGUCACUCAAACUUACAGUACAUAACAUGCAACGAGUCAAGGCAUGACACGCGUGCGUAAACCGAAACGUUUAAGUUAUUGAGCGUAAUUCGUGAAGCGGCGUCAGGGGUCCAAGCAGAGCUCAGAGCACCAGCAGGCAACAUUAAACCAGGGCAAUCCAUAAUCCACAACGAGACAGGUGAGGGGGAAAACCUGGAAGAUACAGAUAUAUCUCAGAACAUUACAUGGACUUUAUAAGACAAUAAAUGCAUGAUAAAACCCUCACAAAAAUACUGAUACAAGAGGGUAUAAAUAGACAAAUAAAUCAAGGACUGAACAUAGAAUAGGUGAUCACAAUAGGAUAACAAACCAAAGGCAGAACUGGUGCGAAGAGAGAACCAAAAUAGAUACCAAAGACACAUGGCAAUGUAAGAAAGUACAUGACGUGAAAACAGCACCCGUUGAGCUCGGAACGUCCCGAGACAUUAAUCGAUUUUUUUUUUUUUCAAUAAUAAACCAAAUAUGCCAAAUAAUCAACACUUGCAUUAACCAAUGAGUACAAGUAAGCACACAGUGACUGACAGGAACACCUUAAUGAACAGGUUAUACCUGUAGACCAGAGUUCAGAAAGUUCUCAACAUUUACAUACUGAACAUACUGUAACUGAAUUUUUUUUUUUUUGCUCUUUUACCCUGACUUAUUUUUAGUUAUUGAAUAGGAUUGAAGAGUCAGUCAGUGCAGGUGUAUUUCAUUAACAUCUAAACAAAUGUCAAUUACUACAGGUGCUCAUUUAGUUGUCAUAACUACUCGUGGUUUAUUAACUGUGAAAUUCAUGGCUCGUUAAAUGUUAAUAAAUUCCAGGGAGGGACUAAUUACUGUAAACGUAGCAGCAGUUAAGAACACAACGCUUGGACAUUUGGGACUGAAUAUUUUCAUAUGGUGUUUUAAAAAAAAAAAAUGUUCACGAUGCAUAUAUAUUUCAGAGCGAGAGUGUGUAAUGAAUUAGGCAUGCGGUUUGUACGGUGCUAAAUCGGUAGCUAUAACCAUUAAUCAGUUGUUAUUGACCUUGCAGCUCAAAACAAACUUUCGCAAACAUGUCUUGGAUGUUUGUCUACAUUAUGGAAAUGACAUAUUUCCAUACAUUAAAUCGCUCCUUUAACCAAGUUUGGAUUUGCUCCAUAUAACAGGUACCACUGAAAGAAGAUUCCUUUAAUCUACAGUAUUACGUUUAUUAAACCAGGCAGCACUCAGAACUCUUCUGUACCUGUAAGUAUUUUACCUGCAGGUAAAAUACCUCGUAUUUGACGCUUGAUAAACUGUAUGUGCAUCAUUAAGGUUUCCUUCUAACCUGCUACUUCACACUCUUUAGUCUGUAGCUUUAUGCCUUUCUUGAUCAGACUGUUAUUGAAAGAUUGGCGGAUAUAUCUGUACAUGUAUAGUGUAUUUUAUUUCUGUUCUACAGUAAUGUAAUCAUCAUAUGCAGUUUAAGAUGAGCUGUAUAAAUAUAACUGGCUGUUAAAGUCUGAAGUUCAAGCCAUAGACUGUAUAUAAUAAUAUUUAUGGUGCAAGCAAAGUGCGAAGAUUUUAAUGGCCAACAGGGGGCGCUAUUCACUCUGAAUACGGUUUAUCAGUUGAGGUUUUCCUGCUAAAACAUUCACUUAAACAAAUUGAAAAUAUGAAUGAAACUAAUUCGUUCAGUUUUAUGACAUUCAUUAAUUUCUUUAUUUUUAUUUU
Messenger RNA from Ictalurus punctatus (channel catfish), 3677 nucleotides. RefSeq names its product PH domain containing endocytic trafficking adaptor 2 (gene pheta2). The record is from RefSeq and is a predicted model, not a curated record. The transcript is spliced from 3 exons. Lineage: Eukaryota; Metazoa; Chordata; Actinopteri; Siluriformes; Ictaluridae. Gene Ontology annotation, biological process: endosome organization; retrograde transport, endosome to Golgi; receptor recycling. Gene Ontology annotation, cellular component: recycling endosome; trans-Golgi network; early endosome. The coding region runs from base 412 to 1425 and encodes 337 amino acids.